Messenger RNA from Candidozyma haemuli, 3543 nucleotides. RefSeq names its product calcium-transporting ATPase (gene PMC1). NCBI's taxonomy places the organism in Eukaryota, Fungi, Ascomycota, Pichiomycetes, Serinales, Metschnikowiaceae. Gene Ontology annotation, molecular function: P-type calcium transporter activity; ATP hydrolysis activity; ATP binding. The record is from RefSeq and is a predicted model, not a curated record. Bases 1 to 3543 code for a protein of 1180 amino acids. Gene Ontology annotation, cellular component: intracellular membrane-bounded organelle; membrane. The transcript has a single exon. Gene Ontology annotation, biological process: intracellular calcium ion homeostasis.
AUGUCCCUCCAGGUGCCGAGAGACGACAGAGACGACGUUUCUGUAACGUCCAUCACCUCGGUUCACUCGGACGUUCCACUUCAAAGUCGCCUGUUCCAGCUUUCCGUGGGCGACCUUUCCCUGCUUCACGAUCCAAAGUCUUUGGCUCAAUUACGCACCCUAGGCGGUGUAGACGGUCUUGGUGCUUUGCUUCAUACUGAUCUUGCUCGUGGACUUGAUACUCAGGAUCACUCAGAUAGAAUCGAGAUUUAUGGUACUAAUGUGCUACCGACCCGUGUUGCCAAGGGCUUUUUCCAGCUCUGUUUAGAGGCCAUGAAGGAUAAGGUGCUUAUUCUUUUGACCGUGGCUGCCAUAGUUUCCCUCGCCUUGGGUCUUUAUGAGACUUUUGGCCAGGAUACUAUGUAUGACGAUGAAGGUAUGCCUAUGCCCAAGGUUGACUGGGUCGAAGGUGUGGCUAUUAUUGUCGCUGUGAUCAUCGUUGUGGUGGUUGGCGCUGCAAACGACUACUCCAAGGAGCGCCAGUUUGCUCGUCUUAACGCUAAGAAAGAAGACCGUGAUGUCGUGGUUAUCCGCGACGGCACCCAACGUAUGAUCUCCAUCUAUGACCUUCUUGUUGGUGACAUUAUCAGCUUGGCUACUGGUGAUGUGGUGCCUGCUGACAGUGUGCUCGUCAAUGGUGAAGUCGAAUGCGACGAGUCUGCGCUCACUGGUGAGUCUGAAACUGUGGUUAAGAAGUCUGCCAACGAGGCCUUGGCCUUUUAUGAACAGUCCUUGGCUGAGUUCCCUAACGAAGAUAUCGGAUCCACCGCUCUUAAGCUUAAAGAUCCUUUCUUGAUCUCCGGCAGUAAGAUCCUCUCUGGUGUGGGCUACUCUGUGGUCACCGCCGUCGGCAAGCACUCUAUCCAUGGCAGGACCAUGGGCUCGCUUUCUCAGGAUAACGGCGCCACGCCUUUGCAAGAAAGAUUGGACAACUUGGCUACUGGUAUCUCCAAAUAUGGUGUUUUGGCUGCAAUCGUCCUUUUCAUUGUCUUGUUCAUCCGUUUCUGUAUCAACAUUACAGGUAGCGGUCGUUUCAGCGACCUUCCAGGUACUGAGAAGGGUAAGAAGUUUUUGGAUAUUCUUAUUGUCGCCAUUACUAUUAUUGUUGUGGCUGUUCCUGAAGGUCUUCCCUUGGCUGUUACUCUUGCUUUGGCUUUUGCUACCACUAGAAUGGCUCAAAACGGUAACUUGGUUCGUGUCUUGCGUUCCUGUGAAACUAUGGGUGGUGCCACUACUGUCUGCUCUGAUAAGACGGGUACCUUGACGGAAAAUAGAAUGCGUAUUGUUACCGGUUACAUUGAUGAGGAACACAACUUUGAUGAUACUCACAAUGCUGAAAUCCACGCCUCCAAGAAGUCUAGCGAGGUCUUUGCUAAAGUUCCUCAGGAAAUUAAGGAUGUCAUUCUUCCUAAUAUUAUCAGCAACUCCACUGCCUUUGACAAUCCUGAUUACGAUGAAGAGAAAGCUAUUAAUGCUCGUACCAAGCCAAAGAAGAAGUCUUUGUUAGCUCACAUAUUCUCGAACCAAAACGAGAAGAGACAGAAAGAACAUCAACAGUUGGGUAUAAUCUCUGAGCCUUACUUGGGUAACAAGACUGAGUCUGCGUUAUUGAUCAUGGCUAAGGACAAGAUAAAUCAGUUUACUACCAGCAGCCUUGACCAGCAGCGUGAUGUCAAUUCAAGAGAUAUCGUCGACAUAAUUCCGUUUGAGAGUUCUAGAAAAUGGUCUGGUAUUGUUAUGAAGACUGAGAACGGUUUCCGCCUCUAUGCUAAAGGUGCUGCUGAGAUCGUGUUCAAGAACUGUUCCCAUCAUUUAGAUGCCGAUGGUACAUCUGUUCCUAUGUCAAGAGCUGAUAGAGAUAACGUCCUCAAUACUAUUGACGGAUAUGCUAACGAUGCUUUGCGUGCAAUCAUUCUUGCUCAUCAAGACUUCGUUGGCUUAGAAAGCUGGCCUCCUAAGAGUAUGGAGGAUCCUACGAGAGCUGGACAAGCCAUUCCAGAAAUGCUUUUGGAUAUAGAUGCUUCCCCACAUGAUUGCACUGACUCCCUCACUAUGGACAUCUUGGUUGGUAUUCAAGAUCCUCUCAAGGAGGGUGUCGCUGAGGCUGUCAAGCAGUGUAAGAUGGCCGGUGUUAACGUGAAGAUGGUCACUGGUGAUAACUUGAACACCGCUAAAGCCAUCUCGAGAGCUUGUAAUAUUCUCACGCCUGCUGAUUCAUCGAAUCCUUACGCAUACAUGGAAGGCCCAGCAUUCAGAGCCAUGUCUAUCGAAGAAAGAACCAGAAUUGCUCCUCAUUUACGUGUUUUGGCAAGAUCCCAGCCUGAGGAUAAGAGAAUCCUUGUUGACACCUUGCGUAAAGCCGGCGAAGUUGUGGCUGUUACUGGUGAUGGUACCAACGAUGCUCCUGCUUUGAAGUUGGCUGAUAUCGGGUUUUCUAUGGGUAUCAAUGGUACUGAAGUGGCAAGAGAAGCUUCAGAUAUUAUCUUGAUGACAGAUGAUUUCACCGAUAUCGUUCAAGCUAUUAAAUGGGGCCGUACUGUCGCAGAGUCCAUCAAGAAGUUUAUUCAGUUUCAAUUGACGGUGAACAUCACUGCUUGUGUCUUGACUUUUGUGUCUGCUGUCGCUUCUGCUAACGGUGAUUCUGUGUUGACAGCCGUCCAAUUGUUGUGGGUCAACUUGAUCAUGGAUACCUUGGCUGCUUUAGCUUUGGCUACCGACAAGCCUGACGAUGCUUUGUUGAACAGAAAGCCAGCUGGUAGAAGAAUGCCAUUGAUCAGUGUCUCCAUGUGGAAGAUGAUCAUUGGUCAGUCCAUUAACCAAUUGGUUAUCACGUUUAUUUUGCAUUUUGCUGGCCAUCAACUUUUCUUCGGCAAUAGGGAGCUCACUAACCAUGAAGAUAAGCAGUUGGAUGCUAUGACUUUCAACACAUUCGUCUGGUUGCAGUUUUGGAAAUUGUUCGUUACCAGAAAAUUGGACGAGUGUGACUCGGUUAGAAACAUCAAAGACCGUAUCACGCUUGAGAAUUUGAACUUCUUCCAUCACUUAUUCAGGAAUUGGUACUUUAUCGUCAUUACGCUUUUGAUCGGUGGUUGCCAGGUGCUUAUUAUGUUCGUCGGUGGUGCCGCUUUUAGCAUUGCUAGACAAACCCCAGGAAUGUGGGCAACUGCUAUUUUAUGUGGUCUUCUUUCUAUUCCUGUCGGUGCUGUGAUUCGUAUCAUUCCAAACUACUGGGUUGUCAAGAUGUUCCCAACUAGAGCUGCAAAAUGCUUCUUUUACUAUGCUGGUUUUGAGUUCUUGAGCAAAGAAAACAGAAGAAAGCGUGCUGAAAGAGACUUGGAAAAGAAUGAGAUCGAUCCUAAUGAUGAUAUCGAACUUUCUGGUGAAGAAAUCAAGCACGAACCAAUUAAUGAAGAUCCACAAGAAGGAGUCUCUGGAGCCCCUGCUACCACGACACUUGACCCAAAAAGCCCUAAUGGAGCGUCCGAGUCGACGGUCCCUAAGUAA